UGCAUGAAGUGUGGAGCAGGAGGUUUAGGCCAGUGUGUGGGUCCAUCCAUCUGCUGCAGUCCUCACUUUGGGUGCCACAUCGGGACCUCAGAGACCGAAGUCUGCCAGCAAGAGAAUGACAGUCUGCAGCCUUGUUUUGUCAAAGGCGAUGUCUGCGGCGCUCGGGAUUCUGGCAACUGUGUGGCCAACGGAGUCUGUUGUGAUGAAGACUCAUGUGCUGUGAACGAACGAUGCCGGCAGAGUGAAGUAACCACCCUGAAUACGACAAAGAAGUCUAGCCGAUCUGAUAUUCUGAAGCUCAUCGGCCAGUUGCUGGAAGAGCGGAACUAUGAUUAG
Messenger RNA from Candidula unifasciata, 336 nucleotides. NCBI's taxonomy places the organism in Eukaryota, Metazoa, Mollusca, Gastropoda, Stylommatophora, Geomitridae. The record is from the annotation of a GenBank genome assembly.